AUGACGUUUAAGAUAGACGGAAAGUGUCUGUGCUAUCAUGGGCCUUUGUUGUAUGAGGCGAGGAUUCUGCGGGUGUACGACCCUGACACAAGGACAUACAUGGACAGACACAAUGAGCGGGUUGAGGUGACAGAGGAAGAUAAAAUACCGAAAGAUGGGUUAGAGCGGCCGCUUUGGUUUAUUCAUUAUCAGGGGUGGAAGGCUACUUGGGAUGAGUGGGUCGGGAGGGAGCGAAUUCGGCCGUACAACGAGGAGAAUCUUGCGUUGAAGCGGCAGCUGGUGCAGGAUGUGAAGGAGGCAGCAGCAGCAGCCAAGAGGGCUAAAAGUAAAGGGGGUUCUAGUGGCAGCGGCGGUGGCAGCAGCAGUGGCCUUCGGGAGCAUUCACCUUUGCCGCGGGGACGGGGCCAUCAUCAGCAUUCCGGGACUGGGAUGGUGGCGCAUUCAGGCUCGGGCUCGGGUGCUGGAUCUGGAGGCGGUGCUGGUACUGGUGCUGGACAGCAAGGCGGCGAGGGGCAGCUGGGAUUGGGCUCCACGGCUGGGCCUCUGCUUCAAGGUUCUGGUAGUGUGCCAAAGAUUACUGUGCGGAUGCCAGUGGUCCUGAAAUCUUUACUAGUAGACGAUUGGGAGCUAAUUACCAAGGAAAGAAAACUCGUCGAGCUGCCUUGUGCGCCUAGUGUGCACGAUAUCCUCGCCAAGUAUUACAAGGACCGCUCGGCGCAGCUCCAGUCCCCCGUAGGACAGGCACUGCUCCAUGAAUUCGUCGAGGGCGUUGCCCUGUACUUUGACCAGUCCUUAUCCCAUCUUCUGCUGUACCGUCUUGAGCGACUGCAGUUCGACGAGGUCUGCGGAAGCACAAUGCCUGACGCUGGGACCGAUGCUCUCCCGCAGCAGCUAUCUCCCCGCCCUAGUACCGUGUAUGGCGGAAUUCACCUUGUUAGACUAAUUAGCCUGAUCCCAGAACUCAUCGCGGGCACCACCAUGGACGAGAAAAGCUGCCACACUGUCGUCUCUCAAUGCGAAUCCCUCUUGAACUGGAUUGGCACUCGCAUCGAGCAGCUUAUCCCAAACAAGUAUAUCAACACCAGCGCGCAGUACGAGGGCGUCGCCUUGGGCAUGUGA
Messenger RNA from Eremothecium cymbalariae DBVPG#7215, 1119 nucleotides. It is a transcript of the gene EAF3, whose product is annotated as Eaf3p. The record is from RefSeq and is a predicted model, not a curated record. Bases 1 to 1119 code for a protein of 372 amino acids. NCBI's taxonomy places the organism in Eukaryota, Fungi, Ascomycota, Saccharomycetes, Saccharomycetales, Saccharomycetaceae. The transcript has a single exon. Gene Ontology annotation, cellular component: NuA4 histone acetyltransferase complex; nucleus; Rpd3S complex. Gene Ontology annotation, biological process: chromatin organization; regulation of DNA-templated transcription.